UAUGACCAUAAAAAAUGAAUUUAGUCCUUUUAAACAUGUUGCUCAGUGAAACCUGAGAAUAAAUAGGACUGGUGGACACUGGAUAAUGCUUGAUAGUGUUUGAUCUAAAGUCUUCAUUUGACCGGUCUGAAUCUUGCUGCCAGCAUGAGUCGUCAGUGUAAGAGCUGUGGUGGAGCAGACAUCGACACAGACCCAGCCCGGGGGAGUGCCGUCUGCACAGCCUGUGGGUCGGUUCUGGAGGAUAAUAUCAUCGUAUCUGAGGUUCAGUUUGUGGAAAACAGUGGAGGGGUGUCUUCAGCUGUCGGCCAGUUCGUGUCCGCUGAUGGUACUUCCAAAGCUCCGGUCUUGGGCAGUGGGUUCCACACAAGUCUGGGAAAAGAAUCGCGAGCUCAGACACUCCAGAACGGGAAACGACAGAUACACAACCUCGGCAGCCAGCUGCAGCUGAACCAGCACUGCCUGGACACAGCCUUUAAUUUCUUCAAGAUGGUGGUGAGCAAGCACUUGACACGAGGGCGAAAGAUGACACACGUCAUAGCCGCCUGCCUCUACCUGGUCUGCAGGACGGAGGGAACGCCACACAUGCUUCUGGACCUCAGUGAUCUUUUACAGGUUAAUGUUUACAUUCUGGGAAAGACCUUCCUACUGUUGGCUAGAGAGCUCUGCAUCAACGCUCCAGCCGUCGAUCCAUGUCUGUACAUUCCACGAUUCGCCCACAUGUUGGAGUUCGGUGAAAAGACUCAUGAGGUUUCGAUGACUGCUCUCAGACUGCUGCAGAGGAUGAAAAGAGACUGGAUGCACACGGGACGGCGACCAUCAGGCUUGUGUGGUGCAGCUCUGCUCGUAGCAGCUCGUAUGCAUGAAUUCCGUCGUACGGUGAAGGAGGUGAUAUCUGUCGUCAAGGUGUGUGAGGCCACGCUGAGAAAAAGGCUGACAGAGUUUGAGGAGACCCCCACCAGUGCCCUGACCAUCGAUGAGUUCAUGCGAGUGGACCUUGAGAAAGAAUGUGAUCCUCCGUCUUUUGUUGCAGGACAGAAAAAACUCAAGAUGCAGCAGCUGGAGCAGGAGCUGGCCAAGAAACUUGAGGAAUACCAAGGUGAGAUCAACUCAUACCGCGAUGAGAUUGAGACACAGCUGGCAGUGAGCAGCAGAACCAAACUGAGAGGGAUUUAUGCCUCCUACGCAAAAGAAGAUGAUGACUGUGUUUCUUUGGCCUCUGGGAUGACUGGAGAUGAAGAACUAGAGGAUGAGGAAAUGGAGGCAGCAGCUCAACAUCUCAACCAGGAGUUCAUCAGUCAGGUGCUUGAACAGGGGGACCGGGGAGGAAUGGAGGAUCAGGAGGGGAGCAGGGAUACAGUACCGCUCUCCAGUCAGGCCACACAUGUGCCACUGACAGCCCUCUUCGGGCCUCUGCCCAGUGCAGCCAGCCUUGGUCUAACAGACUCCAUUCGGGAAUGCAUCACAGAAGAAGACACAACAAACAUGGAAGAUAAAGCAAAAAAUGGGGAACUAGAUCUGGAUGGGAUUGAUGAAGAAGAGAUUGAAAAGUACAUUUUGAACGAGAUAGAGGUGAAGGCCAAGACAGAGCUGUGGAUGAAACAGAACGAGGAGUAUUUGAGGGAACAGAAAGAAAAAGAGGAAAGAAUAGCUAAAGAGAAGGAGCAAGGGACCUAUAAGGAGAAGCCAAAGAAGCCGUCCAAGAAGCGAGAGCCGAUCCUGGCCAGCACUGCGGGAGAGGCCAUAGAGAAGAUGCUGGAGCAGAAAAAGAUCUCCAGUAAGAUCAAUUAUGAUGUUUUGCGGGACCUCAACAGCAAGGGCAGUGGGAGCAACACCACCCAGCAAGCUGAGGAUGUGCCUGCCGGUGGCUCUGGGCGCAAAAAGCUGAUCCGCCGCAAGAAGCAGCCAAACAAGAGCAAUCUUGGCCUCGCAAAACCUGCAAGCCUCAUGGGCAAGAGACUCCGCCCCUUAAUAUCGUCCACUCCCAAGAAGAAGAGGACAGCAGCCAAACCGGUCACUCCCAACAUCACCAUGAUGUUGCCCCCUCCAGCUCCCACCCUUCCCCCCGUGAUGGAAAGUGGGCCUGUGGCAUAUGAUGAACCCGCUGAGGAGGAAGAGGAGAAUGAGGAAGAGGCGGAGGUGUCUUGCAUUAGCGCCAUGGAGCUGAUAGGUGGAAAUGACUACGGAUGUGAAGCUGAAGAAGAGGAGGUAUUUUAGACUGCCGUCUGUUCCCCGAAAUUCUUCUCAUUCUCCUAUCCACUAUCCACCACUCUGUAUAGUGAGGAGAGGAGAAAUUAAGGCACAUUUGAGACACCUAUAAUAUGCUGCACGUUUAUGAAAGGUCAUUCUCCAUCACAGUGCUUUAUAUGACUGGUUAAACUGCAGCAUCUGUGUGAUGAAUGAGCUACAAUGGGAGAAGGUGGCUGGCAGCUUUAGACUGAAGAACAUAAAACCAGUUUAGCACUUUGUCGGUGUUCCACUAAAAGUUCAAGAGACAGGAAGCUCUAUAGUAGUUUCCUGAGUGUCUCAGAGAAUUUGUUUUACGGGUGCAGGAUUUGAACCUGUUUGUAAUUCCUUAAAGGUGAGGAUAUUGAUGUCUUCUUAGCUUGCUAAUAAUAUUGAAUGCAUUGUGGGAAAAUGUAAUCGCGAUCUGUUGUACAUUUACACUUGUUGUACAGAAUUGUACAUAUACAGUAGGAAGCUGUGAAAUUGUCACUUUCAGUGUUUUAACUUUUUAUUUUUUGCUAUUUUGUCUGUAUAUAUGUACAUGUAACAGUAUUUUUGUUAGAUGCACUGUAAUAUUUCCUAAUUCCAUGAAAAAGUAAAUGUUCCUCUGUGUUGGAUUAUGAUAAAUAUUCAUGUAUUUUACAGCAAUGUUAUGACCCUCAUUUUAACUGUUUUCAUCAGAUCAUCAGAUGUGGAUUUCAGAGUACACAGUAAAAACUAGUGAGCAGAAUUUGUUAAUGUAUAUGUGAAUAAAUUCACGCAUGUUUAGGAUGAUUUUAUGGUGCUUUUGCAUUCAUUUUGAAGUUUAAAAGCCCCAUCCCCUAUUCAUUGUAGCUUUUGUGUUCGACUGAAGAAAGAAGGAAAGUCAUACAGAUUUGAAACAACAUGACAGUGAGUAAAUGACAACAGAAUUUAACAUUUUUGGUAGCACAACAAGCAUUGUGAAUUCAUUUCUUCAUGUUUUCCCUACAUUCCCUUUCUUGUUUCUUUUUAUAUUUUUCAUGUCAAGCAAGUACUGUACAGUAGUUCCUUACAGCUGAAAUUCUUAAACGUUAUUUGCCAGCCAAACCCCUUUGACCUGAAAUAUUUACUUGAAGUA
This is a messenger RNA of Sinocyclocheilus rhinocerous, 3322 nucleotides long. RefSeq names its product BRF1 general transcription factor IIIB subunit b (gene brf1b). Gene Ontology annotation, molecular function: RNA polymerase III type 3 promoter sequence-specific DNA binding; TBP-class protein binding; RNA polymerase III general transcription initiation factor activity. The transcript is spliced from 19 exons. Gene Ontology annotation, cellular component: transcription factor TFIIIB complex; transcription preinitiation complex; nucleus. Gene Ontology annotation, biological process: transcription by RNA polymerase III; transcription preinitiation complex assembly; DNA-templated transcription initiation. Bases 145 to 2214 code for a protein of 689 amino acids. Lineage: Eukaryota; Metazoa; Chordata; Actinopteri; Cypriniformes; Cyprinidae. The record is from RefSeq and is a predicted model, not a curated record.